Molecule: messenger RNA, 1854 nt
Organism: Rotaria socialis
Lineage: Eukaryota; Metazoa; Rotifera; Eurotatoria; Philodinida; Philodinidae
Source: the annotation of a GenBank genome assembly
AUGAAUUUAGGUAAUGAGAAAGAGCUCAAUGAUCUUCUUGAUCUCAACGCGGUAAAACAUCGAACACAUUUUACAAAUACUACUGUCAACACAUCAUCAUCAUCAUCAUCAUCUCGACUUCCUCUUCCGAUGUUAUGUUCAACGACUGGUUACCGAAAUGGAAGUCAUGCUCCACCACAGUCAACAAACACUGCAUCCAUUUAUAAUACCAAUGGUAAUAGUUCCAGUAAAGAUUAUUGGACAUCAUCAACAACAUAUGACGAAACAAUUUAUGAAGGCAAUUAUAGCAAUCGUGAUAUUCUUCAUCCAUUUAUAACAUCAGAACCCUUGAAUUCAUCUAGUCAAUUUACCUCCUCGAAUUCAACAUCUCGUACAUCAACAAAUGAUUUGACAUAUUCUGAAAAACUUAAUGAAAAAACUCGUCGAUCAACAAAUGUUUAUACUUCGGAGGAUUAUAAUCCGGAAAAUCCUGGACGAUAUCCACCAGGAAAGUCAGUCUAUGGAAAUGAAUCCGCUUACUAUGUUGACAGUCAAACUGGUAAUCCAUGGUUAGCACCAACACCAAAUUAUAUACCAAACGACCUUGGCAAUAAUCAUGGAACAUAUAAUGAUGCCAGUGGAACAUGUUUACCAUCGAUGGCAAGUUUUCGACCUCAACAACCAACAACAUAUACGAGUAAUGGCAACGAUCAAACAGUACAAACUGGAGAAACUCUCGGCAAAGCAUUACAAUCAAUUUAUGCAAGCGAACAUCCCUACUCUUCAACGCCAUCAACGUCAGUCGCAUCACCUCCAGUAAAUGGAUCUAGUCAAGCAUGGAUAAAUGCAACGCCAACUUAUCAUCAUCUGACACCUUUAAUCGAUGUAUCUGAUGACUCCUAUUAUGUACACAAUUUAAACGAGCCACCAAGAUUAGAUGUUGAUGAAUCUUUUCGACAAACUGAUUAUCAUCAUUACUAUACUGGUUACCAUCAUCCACAUUCCACUGCAGCGUAUUCGGCAUUCUUAAAUCAUCCUACGACAUCGGAUCCAUCAACAAGAAAUCGACAUCAUGAUCCAUAUUUACCAUAUGCUAACCCUCCAUCGGCAUCAUCAUCGACAUCAUCCAAUGACGCUAAUAUAACAUCAAUAAAUCCUGAUCUAAAACUUGACAAUCUUGAUAAAGUUAAAGUUGAUGUUGAAAAUAAGCCACCGCCGACAUCAAAUGGUCUAUCACAAUUAACAACAGAUAAAUUAAAUGAAUUUAAUCGUUGUCAUGACAUAGAUUUGGAGAAUGCAACACCAUUAACAAUAGCAGUUGGUGGUCCAAGUGGAGGCCAUAUUGGUCCAACAUCAUCAUCAUCAGCAACGAAAUUACGAAAUUCAUUAACAUUAAGUCCUAAUAGUCAUAUGAAUUUAUCUUGUAUGCGCGGUGGACCAUCAUCAGAAGGUAGUAUUAUUGAUCCUGACGAAACACCGGAAGAACGUGAACGACGAGAGAAAGAUCGAAGAGCUGCGAAUAACGCACGAGAAAGAUUACGCGUUAGAGAUAUAAAUGAUGCAUUUAAAGAGCUCGGCCGUAUGUGCUCAAUUCAUAUGCGCAAUGAUAAACCAGUUACUAAACUAGGCGUACUUCAGCAAGCUGUUAAUUUAAUAACUACACUUGAGCAACAAGUUCGAGAACGUAAUUUAAAUCCCAAAGCUGCAUGUUUACGCCGACGUACUGAAGAAAAAUCUGACGAUCAUAAUGGAAAUAUGAAUGUGUUAACAUCUCAAAGUUCGAUGUUGAUGCCAAGUGAAUCUUCAUCUGUCGAUGGAUCUAAUUUUAUGGAACAAAUGCAUCAAUCAAUACCACCUUCUUACUGGCAACAAUAA